AAGCAGAACAUUAGUAAAUCAAUAAGCAAUGAGAACCACAAACAAAAACAAAAGCAACGAGAGGCGCUCAUCAGCAAUUGCGGUACUAAGGAGCCCAAGUUACAUAGCGAAACACGGCUGGAAUGGCACGCGCAGGGAAAGGUCAAAAUUCAAGGUGGUAGAAAAUUGCGACAACAAAAUGUACACCAAAGAAUAAAACAUCAGCAUCAGCAUCGACACCGACAUCUCCAUAAACAUGAACAUCAUCAGCAACAACGACAACAACAUAAAAACUCAUUGCAAAAUAUGCUAAAGCGACGUCAUCGGAAGUAUCAUCAACUAUCUGAACCGCCAUCGCAGCAGUCACCGCCGAAUGCAGAAAUGGAAUUCAAAUAUGAGACUGCAACAGAUGAGAUUAAAGCGAUCAGCGGCGGCAACAAAACUGAUUUCUUCAUUCCCUCUCACUUCGUUAAGCAAAACAGUGAGGCCGCUACAACAACAAGCACCAACAACAUUGCCGCCAACGUUCAGAACAACAACAACAAUAGAGACGACGACAAUAAACAAAGUUUAAAUAUGGGAAACGGAAAACGCACGAAACGUUCAAUUAGCAGCCCACGUCAUGUGGAAGCGUUAAUAGUGGCAGAUGCAACGAUGGUCGCCUUUCAUCACAAAUUGGAGACAUAUCUACUAACCAUAAUGAAUAUGGUAUCGGCGCUGUACAAGGAUCCCAGCAUUGGCAAUUCAAUUGAGAUUGUUGUCGUCAAAAUGAUUUUGCUGGAAGAGUACGAAGCGCAUCCAGAUCUUAAUCUGACACAAAAUGCCCAAAAGAAUUUGGAUACAUUUUGUAGCUGGCAGCACAAACUGAAUACGGUCAAUAAAGACGAUACAUAUCAUCACGAUGUUGCCAUUCUCAUAACAAGGACGAAUAUAUGCGGCAACAAUUGCAUGACUCUCGGAUUGGCUAAUGUGGGUGGCAUGUGCAAGCCGAAGCAGUCCUGCAGCGUCAACGAGGAUAAUGGUAUCAUGCUGUCACAUACAAUCGCACAUGAACUGGGACACAAUUUCGGCAUGUUCCACGAUACCGCAAAAAUCGGAUGCCAUCCUCGAAUCGGCUCAAUUGUUCACAUAAUGACUCCGACUUUUGGGGCGGAUACCUUGCAAGUUAGCUGGUCGAAUUGCAGUCGGAAAUAUAUUACACAAUUUCUCGACCAGGGUCUAGGCAAUUGUUUAGAUAAUACUCCAACUGCGGUAAAAAAAUACGUUUACCCUGCUCUGCCUCCUGGAGUACUUUUCGACGCCGAGCGGCAAUGCCGGUUGCAGUUCAAUCUUACGGACUCCGACCUCGAUGCGUCAUCAUGUACGUCCAUGAAUGAAAUCUGUUCGGCUUUGUGGUGCAGAGUGAAUGGCGAAUGCGUAACGAAUAUGCGGCCGACGGCACCGGGAACCAGUUGUGGUGAUGGAAAGUGGUGCCAGAAUGGCAAGUGUGUGCCUAUUGAGCAAGCUCUGCCCAUUAACGGCAAUUGGGGCAAUUGGUCUCAGUGGAGUGAAUGCUCGAGAACUUGCGGUGGAGGCGUGUCUACGCAAAAACGGGAAUGCAACAAUCCGGUUCCGGCGAAUGGAGGUCUCUUUUGCAUUGGUGAGAGAAAAAGAUAUAAAAUAUGCAAUUAUCAACCAUGCCCGGCGGGGGAGGUCAGUUUUCGAGCAAAGCAAUGUUCAAAGUAUGACAAUGUGUGCUAUCAGGGUGGAACUUAUAAAUGGCAACCAUUUUUCGAUAAAAAGAACCCGUGCAAGUUGCAGUGUACUGAUGUCGACGAUACGAUUAUAGCAAACUGGGGUGAAAUGGUGGCUGAUGGGACUCCUUGUCGCGUUGGCACCAAUAAUAUGUGCAUCGAUGGAAUUUGCAAGAAAGUUGGAUGUGAUUGGAUUGUGGACUCCGAUAUGGAAGAAGAUCAGUGCGGGGUGUGUGGUGGCAAUAACGAUCAAUGUAAGUUUAUAAAGGAACGAUUUGAGGAAAGUUUUAACAUAACCGAUGGCUAUGUAGAAGUUGUCACUAUUCCUGCUAAGGCGCGCCACAUCAUCAUAAAGGAGCUAACCAACUCGCAACAUUUUCUCGGCAUUUCAAAGGCAAACAGUAGUUAUUUCUAUUUAAAUGGCGAUAGUCUUAUAUCGAUGCCAGGAGAAUUUAAUGUCGCAGGCACAGAAAGCUUAUAUGAUCGGGCAGACGAACAAGAGAGCAUAAAAAUUCCUCAGCCAAUUGAAAAUCCAAUAACAGUGCAUGUAAUUGUUCGCGGUGAGGUACUGAAUGCAAGUAUUUACUACGAAUUCACUUUGCCUGCGGUUAACAACACCAGAGGGAAGAGGUAUUCAUGGAAGUUGGGUGAUUGGACGCAAUGUACCAGCAGCUGUGGCGGCGGUGUUCAAUAUCGUGAGACCCACUGUUUUGAGGAGGAUGAAUUAACACCCGCCAACGAGCUGUGCUGGACUUUUGCACAAAACAAACGACCACCGCGCCGUGUACGAGUCUGCAACAAAAUCUCAUGUCCUGCCCACUGGUGGGCGGGGCCGUGGCAAUACUGCCCAGUUACCUGCAAAUGGUCCGAGGGUGUGUUGCCUGUGAGACGACGCUCGGUUAUGUGCCUGGACCAAAAUGAGGUUGUGGUCGCAGAUAAUCGUUGCAAUGAAACACUAAAGCCACCGGACACAGAACCCUGUAGCUAUAAUUUACCGGCCUGCAAGGUAAGCCAAAAGCUGGAUAACUUUAUUUUGCGAGUGCAAAACUUAUAGUACGCUUGAGCGA
Rhagoletis zephyria (snowberry fruit fly) is the source of this 2779-nucleotide messenger RNA. RefSeq names its product A disintegrin and metalloproteinase with thrombospondin motifs 7-like. Gene Ontology annotation, cellular component: extracellular matrix. Lineage: Eukaryota; Metazoa; Arthropoda; Insecta; Diptera; Tephritidae. Gene Ontology annotation, molecular function: metalloendopeptidase activity. Gene Ontology annotation, biological process: extracellular matrix organization; proteolysis. The record is from RefSeq and is a predicted model, not a curated record.